Messenger RNA from Echinops telfairi (small Madagascar hedgehog), 2373 nucleotides. RefSeq names its product dual specificity phosphatase 19 (gene DUSP19). The record is from RefSeq and is a predicted model, not a curated record. The transcript is spliced from 4 exons. Gene Ontology annotation, molecular function: JUN kinase phosphatase activity. Bases 114 to 779 code for a protein of 221 amino acids. Gene Ontology annotation, biological process: regulation of MAP kinase activity; protein dephosphorylation. NCBI's taxonomy places the organism in Eukaryota, Metazoa, Chordata, Mammalia, Afrosoricida, Tenrecidae. Gene Ontology annotation, cellular component: cytoplasm.
GGCCGCUGUGGGACCUGGAGGAGGGAACCCUUCUAAGGGGGCAUUUGUUUCCGGAGCAAUAGGGACAAGCAGGUCAGCCUGUCUCUUGACUUGCAUUGGUUCCUGCUCAUGUAAUGCACUCCCUUAACCAGGAAAUUAAAGCAUUCUCCCGGAAUAAUCUCAGGAAGCAAUGCACCAGGGUGACAACACUAACUGGAAAGAAAAUUAUAGAAUCGUGGAAAGAUGCCAGAAUCCAUGUUUUGGAAGAAACAGAGCCAAGCAGUGGGGGUGGUUGUGGUUAUGUGCAGGACCAUAGCUUGGACCUGCAAGUUGGUGUUCUUAAGCCAUGGUUGCUCUUGGGGUCACAAGAUGCUGCUCAUGAUCUGGAAACACUGAAAAAGCACAAGGUGACUCAUAUUCUUAAUGUUGCAUGUGGAGUUGAAAAUGCAUUCCUCAGUGACUUUACCUACAAGAGCAUUUCUAUAUUGGAUCUGCCAGAAACCGAUCUCCUAUCUUAUUUCCCAGAAUGUUUUGAAUUUAUUGAACAUGCAAAAGUGGAGGAUGGAGUGGUUCUUGUUCAUUGUAAUGCAGGCGUUUCCAGAGCUGCUGCAGUUGUAAUUGGCUUCCUGAUGAAUUCUGAAGAAAUCUCAUUUACCAAUGCAUUUUCUUUGGUGAAAAAUGCAAGGCCUUCCAUAUGUCCAAAUUCUGGCUUCAUGGAGCAACUUCGUCAGUAUCAAGAGGACAAGGGAAGUACUGAGUGGGGCAAACUAAAGGAAUUAGAAAAUGGCAACAGUUCAUAAGUUGUAUUUAGAUGAUGACUGAGUACUGAUGUUUGAAUUGUUUCCUAUAGCUACUCUUUUCCUUUUUUAGAAGCAUAAAUGUGCAAAAACUUCCAUUUCUCUUGCUUUUUUCAAAGUGCUAAUGUAUACAUUGACUUUUAAAUUAUCUUGCUUUUUCUCUUGUGCUACAGUGUGUGAUUAAAGGACUUCUUUGCUUUGCUGAGGGAAAAUAACAAUGUAUUAACCACCAUUAAUUUCUGUAGAAGAAAAAGACUCAGAUAUGAAAUCUGUAUUAGAGUACAGAAAAGAUAAAUCUGUUGAGUCUUUUUUGCAUUUUUCUAUUCCAGCAACUAUUUUCACAAAGGAAAGAUUUGUAAUGCUACUUGCCUUACUAUUUUAGAGGAAAGUAAAUCUCUUUAUAAAGAAUCUUUUCACGAUUAAAGGGGGUAUUUUAAACCUCCCAGUGAGCUUACAUGGAUCUGGAAUCGUAUGCGAUAUUUAUAGAACGGUUUAACAGCUACAACAUUGUUACGCUCUCUUACCUACUUUUCAUUCUGAUUUUUAAAACUUAAUUCUAUUACCUCCCAUCCCUUCCUUCUCAAAUGUAUAUAUACAUGUUCUCUUAUGUUAUUGUGAGAUCAACUUUAAGUGACCCAGUCUUCAACACUGUGUGAGUCACACCUCAUCCCCCUUCACUGCUCGCCGCCCCUUGAUACCUUACAUCCUGUUUGGUGUCUCAUGUGAUCAUUUUUUGUUCUCCUUGGGUCAGUAGGGAAAAGUUUUGUAUAUCAGAAUUCCUCUUUUUGGAAGAAUUUUUUUUUUUUGAAGAGAGAUGAGUUGUAGUUUUGUAAGAAAUUUAAAGUAAGUAUUUAAAAGACCUGGAACCAUUUACCAUUUCAUCUCUGGUCAGAGAUUUUAUCUCUAUCCCCCCCUCCCCCUCUAUUUUGCAGUCUUUACAGUGGCGAGAUGGCCGGAGCGCUUGUUUCAGUAGCACGUAUACAUGCAGUGGCAAGGCUGAACUGAACGCCACACUUUGGCUUAAGCACAUGCUUUGAUUUUUUUUUUUUAGGAAAACUUUAAAAAGUUUAAUUAUAAUAAUUGAGGCAUAGAUUUUAAAAUAAGUUUUAAAAGCCUUUCAUAGCUUAGAAAAUAUCAUCUAUAUUUUAUAUGUGAAACUUUUGAGUUCUUAUUACUUAUACAUUAUGUAGAGAAAGCAUAUUGUACAGAAAGUUGAAAAAGAUACAAUGACCCAUGUGUGCAUUAUUAGAAGGUGGGCUUUCUUAUGCAAUCAGGAGAAAAUAGAAGUGAUAAAUGCAAGUUAGGUUGCUUCUAGCCUGAAAAGAUACCAUCCUAUAUGAAAAGCAGCAAAAUUUCAACCCCCAGUGAGCUAUUUUAGGCUGUAUAGGGCAGGUUAAAUUCUCUUAAAUAGGAGAGUGAGGUAUAAUGUCUCUGUGAUCAGCAUUAACAACGUUUUGCUGGGUGAACCUUCUCCAUUCAUACAAUAGAGUUCAUUUAAAUACAUUUUUCUUUUCUUAGAUGCUGUUUUGUUUUCAGCCAGUGAAUCUGACAUGAAGCCUUGAAUAAAACUUUUCAUAAUGGGCAGUACAUUAUAGUA